Molecule: messenger RNA, 906 nt
Organism: Salvia miltiorrhiza (redroot sage)
Lineage: Eukaryota; Viridiplantae; Streptophyta; Magnoliopsida; Lamiales; Lamiaceae
Product: ATP-dependent Clp protease adapter protein CLPS1, chloroplastic
Exons: 3
Coding region: 291-767 (158 amino acids)
Biological process (GO): proteolysis; protein catabolic process
Source: RefSeq, a predicted model, not a curated record
AGGUAUUUUUUUUUUUUAAUUUUCUUCAAAAAAAUGUCAGCGGCAAAAAAAUGUGUGAACAGAUUUUACAAGGAAAAUAAGGUUUAAAAAAAACCAAAUAUUUGCGUUUGUUUCACCCUCAAAGAAAAAACACACACUAAUUUGUUCCUCAAAGGAGUACCUAGUAUUUAUGAGAACCGUCAGUAUUUAUCUUUUUCAUUAAAUUCUUUUUCAAUUUGGACGCAACAAAUACUCACAGUGAGUGUGUGUGGCGGGAGAGAGUGGUGAGAGAGCGCUUGCAGUGGGGCAAAAUGGAGACUGUAAUUAGCUGCGGAAGAGUGGCUCUUUCCCCCAAUCAAGCCUUCCACCCAACAUCCGGGGAUAGAUACUCACUCCAUAAACAGUGGGCGAACAGAAGCACACUGACGUCAAUGCCAAUUGCUGGUCUGGGGAAAGGUGGUGGGGUUUUGGACAAACCGGUAAUAGAAAAAACAACUCCAGGGCGAGAAUCUGAGUUUGAUUUGAGGAAGUCUAGGAAAAUGUCCCCACCUUAUCGCGUGCUGCUGCACAAUGACAACUACAAUAAAAGGGAGUAUGUUGUGCAAGUAUUGAUGAAGGUUAUACCUGGGAUGACUCUUGACAAUGCCGUCAAUAUUAUGCAAGAAGCACAUCACAAUGGCCUCUCCGUUGUGAUAAUAUGCGCUCAAGCCGAUGCAGAAGAACACUGCAUGCAGCUUCGAGGCAACGGUCUUUUGAGCUCGAUUGAGCCCGCGAGUGGUACUUGUUGAGAGAAUGGCACCGGACACUGCAUAUAUGUACAUAUCAACAGUUGGAAGUUCAAUUACUUCUAUCUUUGAUCACUAUAGUUACAGAUGAGGGUAUGCAGACAAUACAUUUAGCUCUUAAUAGUAUCUCGAUUAUCUACUA